Molecule: messenger RNA, 864 nt
Organism: Cadophora gregata
Lineage: Eukaryota; Fungi; Ascomycota; Leotiomycetes; Helotiales; Ploettnerulaceae
Gene: ARV1
Product: sterol homeostasis protein
Exons: 3
Coding region: 1-864 (287 amino acids)
Biological process (GO): intracellular sterol transport; sterol metabolic process; regulation of plasma membrane sterol distribution
Cellular component (GO): cortical endoplasmic reticulum; Golgi apparatus
Source: RefSeq, a predicted model, not a curated record
AUGCCUAUUUGUAUAGAAUGCCGAUUCCCGGUCAAGACCUUGUACACCGAGUACUCCGGUGCAGAUGACAAGUCUAGCGGCCAUGGAGUGCGCCUUACAGUAUGCAAGAACUGCGGACGCUUUUGCGACAAAUAUGUAGAACAUGACAAUGUGGUACUUUUCAUAGAUCUAGUUCUAAUCAAGCCGCAAGUAUACCGGCAUUUACUGCACAAUACUUUGAUGCGCGAACAUGAUCAAUUCGACCCUUCCAUAAUACGUCUUGGUAUCCUUCUCCUGCUCUUCGACGUUUACCUGACCUGGGCGCGAAUUGAGAAGCAGACAUCAUCUACCCCUCCAACAACCGACAACAACUUCCUCCGCCUAGCCCAACAACCCAUAGUGUUUCAAUAUGUCUUCUUCCUUAUCCUAUGCGCCCUGUCUACACUAGCAUUCCACAUGUCAAUUCGCUUCCUUACCUCGUCACCUCUGUCGCCCUUGGUUCUGUUCGGGCUCAUCCCGCGAUACUCGCGACCGAAUUCAGUCAGCACAGCUCUGCUCGUCUCCUCGUCUACGAAGCUGUUCCCAAUACUGAUGGUCAUCUGGGAAUAUGAUGUGCCUGCGGCUGCUAGAUCGUUGGGCUGGGCUGUAGUUGCGAAUAAUGUGGAGGCGUUGAAGAUCUUAUUGGAUUGUGGUUAUGGAACUACGGCGAUACUGGCUACGGUAGGAGCGAUUAGUAGGUGGAUGGUUGGAAGGGGAAUUCUAUGGGUAGUAGGGCUAGAUGGUGUCGAUACGGUGGGUGACUCAGGAGUAGCUGCUGAUGGGAAAGCGCUAUGGGCUGUGAUUGAGCUGGGGAGGGAAUGGGGUGGUAGAUUGGGACUUGGGUAG